Schistocerca americana (American grasshopper) is the source of this 954-nucleotide messenger RNA. RefSeq names its product immunoglobulin domain-containing protein oig-4-like. Gene Ontology annotation, molecular function: cell adhesion molecule binding. Gene Ontology annotation, biological process: cell-cell adhesion. Lineage: Eukaryota; Metazoa; Arthropoda; Insecta; Orthoptera; Acrididae. The transcript is spliced from 4 exons. The record is from RefSeq and is a predicted model, not a curated record. The coding region runs from base 175 to 660 and encodes 161 amino acids. Gene Ontology annotation, cellular component: cell-cell junction.
GUCAGGGGCCCGAGUAUCACUGCACGCCCACCGCCAGCUGCGCAGGCUUAAAGGCGCCCAUCCGUCCAACCACCUGGUCAACCGCCAACCACCGGACGCGCGCGCCGCCUGCCCCAUAUAACCACGCCGGUCGCUGCUGGGCGCGACAUCUGCAGAAGAGCCGUCGGUCAGGGGAUGCGAGUGACAGGCGCGGCCGUGCUGCUGCUGCUGGUGGCUCUGGCGCCGCCCCCGGGGGCGGAGGGGCGGCGGAUGCGCACGCGGGGGCGGACCAAGUCCCGCGCGCAGAUCGGCCUCCCAGUCACCGGCCAGUACCGCGACGCCGAGACCGACAAGUACUACAACAACAACAACGGCGCCAAGAUCGUGAACUGGUCGCACUUUGACUAUGAGUACACACUGGGCCAGAAGAUCGUCUUCAUGUGCGUCGCCAAGGGCAACCCCAGGCCCGCCAUCACGUGGUUCAAGGACGGGACAGAGUUGUACGCGCACACCUACCUGCAUGUUCACGAGUGGGCAAUCGGCAAGGACCAGAUAAAGUCGAAACUGGAGAUCGAUCCCGCAACGCAGAUGGACGCGGGCGUGUACGAGUGUUCAGCCGACAACAUGUACUCCAUAGACCGGCGGAGCUUCAAGACCGACUUCAGCAUCGCCUUCGACUAGCCACGCCUCCACGUGCAAAAGGGGUCGAUGCCCGGAAGUAGCGCUUUUGUCGCGAUACAGCCUCCCGACAAGCUGUUAAGCAUUUGUUUUCCUUAAAAAAAAACAACAACAACACUGCGCUGAAAAAGCGUUGUUAGCGCACGAGAGCAAUUACCGCAAGUACAAAGUGUAAUUUUUUCCUUCAACGGUCACGUAAUACUAAUCAGUACGGCAGAAUGCUGUCCUUCAAUGUCAACAAGUGUAACCAUUGAAACGUCCCCUUAGAACAAUUAUACAUGACUGUGCUUAAACUGA